This is a messenger RNA of Lathyrus sativus (Indian pea), 843 nucleotides long. NCBI's taxonomy places the organism in Eukaryota, Viridiplantae, Streptophyta, Magnoliopsida, Fabales, Fabaceae. The record is from the annotation of a GenBank genome assembly.
AUGCCAUUCUUUCUACUCAAGAACUCUUUGGGAGCCAAGAUGAAGAAAGGCAUAAGAACUUUUUGCAACACUGAUGUGUCAACCUCAACUCUCAACCAACAAAAUAGUACUAUCGGCAAUGGUGUAGGCAACCAUAGCCAAGUUGACAUCACAACUAGCAAGGUAAGCUCCCCUUUUUUACAAUGUGAGACUUCAAAUUCAAAGCAAAGCACACCAACACUAGAAGACCUUAUACUACAAUUAGAAAUGGAGGAAGAGAUGGCAAGGAAAGAAAAACUCAAUGAAUAUAGUGGAAUAAGGGGAAGAAUGUCAAGUGUGAACAACUCUGACAUCUUAAGAUCUGCAAGGAAUGCUUUGAAUCAAUACCCAAGGUUUUCACUUGAUGGAAGAGAUUCCAUGUAUAGGUCAUCUUUUGGAACGAUAGAAGGAAGAAGAUCAGUUUGUAGUGAGAGAAGUUUAGAACCAAAGGUUGAUGAAAAGGUUGUGUGUUUUCCCACAACAAUUGCAGGGGAGAGUGUAGUUUGGUGUAAACCAGGGGUUGUGGCAAAGUUAAUGGGUUUGGAAGCUAUUCCAGUGCCAGUAAGUAGAAAAAGAUGUGACAACAAAGACAAGAUAAGUAGUAGUGUUGGUUUAAGGAGACAAAAUAUAAGGAGGAGAUCAUUUGAGAGGCAUGAUUUGGAGAGAAAAUUAGCUAUGGACAUGCAGGGUUAUCGUGAUCAUAUUGUUAGAAGAAGAAAUAGGUCUGGUAUUUGCUCUAACAAUGGAUAUUGUAUUAUGAAACCGGUUUCUCUAGAAGCUAUGGCAGGUGGUCCUGCUAGUUGGCAGCCAAGGAGAUAUGCUUAG